Messenger RNA from Didymodactylos carnosus, 762 nucleotides. The record is from the annotation of a GenBank genome assembly. NCBI's taxonomy places the organism in Eukaryota, Metazoa, Rotifera, Eurotatoria, Philodinida, Philodinidae.
AUGGAUGCCGGUGGACGCGCUCGUCUCUUGUUAUAUCUCGAUAAUAUUUUAGGUCUUAAAAUGACGACUCCUCUAUCUACAACUGGAAAUACAUUAACAAAUAAACAAGAUUUUAAUUAUUUAAAAAAUGGUCGAUUGAAUCUAUGUCGUACAGUGUCAUGUCUGCAAAGUUCUAUUGUUAAAAUUAAUCCUAAUAUACAAGAAGCACAUGAAAUAAGAACUUGGUGUGAUAAUAAAGGUUUUGAAAUAGAUGUUGAAGAUCUCUCAACAAAAACAGAUCGUGAACGAAUGACUCCGUUCAAAACAAUCGGGCAAAUAACCAGUGAACAACUUGGAUCCAAUGAUAAACCGGAUUACAUCACGUGUAAAGCAAUUUGUUUAAUGAUCAAAAAAGAUAGUGUCGUUUAUAUGUCUUGUCCAGCUGAGAAUUGUAGUAAAAAAGUAAUUGAUAAUGGAGAUGGUACAUUUCGAUGUGAAAAAUGUAAUGCUAGUCACGGAAAUUUUAAGUGGUCAUAUAUGGCAAAUGCUGAAAUAUCCGAUAGUACGGGUUCACAAUGGAUAACACUCUUUCGUAAUGAAGCUGAAGUGUUGUUUGGUAUCACUCCUGAAGAAUUUGGUCAAAUGAAAUCGAAUAAUGAUGAAGAAGCAAUAAAUGCCGUUGUAACAAAAGCACAAAAUAAUGAAAAAAUGUUCAAAUUACGUAUCAAAAUUGAUAAUUAUAAUUUUUUUGCACAUGCUUUGACAUGCGCUGUGAUAUUCUGA